UCUCUCUCUCAGUACGAGUACAGUAAACCGUGUUGGCAGGCUAAUGGGCUAACAAUAAGAUAUUAUAACUGAAUCUAAGCGUAUUGGCUGCGUUUUCAAUGGAUAAACAGCAGUUACCAAAAUCGGAGGAUGAAGAAUUCAGAAUUCCUCUCUCCUCUGUGCGUCUCCUGGUUCCUCCUCUGCGCCUCAUGUCUGCCUUCAUGUGGCAGGUCCUGCAGCAGAAACACCUAGUUCACUAUGGAAAACUGGAGGAGUUCGUCUCUAUGGUUACGGAGACAGUGCCACACCUGCUGACUUACAGACAAAGAGUUCAGCUCAUCCUGGGACUCAGGGCGCGGAUGAUCUUCGAGUUGCUACACAAGCCUGAAGAUAUGAAACUUGUCCAGGUCCACUUGGACAGAAUGAGACUUCCUGACAUUCCACCUGGAUGCCCUGUAGACAUAGAUUCAGAUUUGGAGCUCUGUGUUUCCAACUUCAAGGCACUUGUCCAUGCACUGUUAAAGGAUCCUGUAGAAAAAGCCUAUUUCUUUCAGGAGGUGUUUCCUGUGGAAUAUGGCUCACGGUACGACACAGCGCUGAAGGAACUGAUGUGGGAGCUGCUGUCGUGUCUGGAGAAGCUCUUUCCUGUUCCAGACUUUAAAAAGACUUUAUCUUGGCUCACUCCUGCCCCUGCUGAUCUGGAUGAAUGCAUGCAGUCUGAACCCAAACACCUGAAAGCACUCUUUCAGCAUCACAAAGUCAUCAGCAACACAGAGAAUCAAAACUGGGCCAGAGGUUCCACAUUAGGUAGUCUUCCUGCUACCUCAGGGGACUGUAUAAUUUCAUCGCUUUCCAUUCCUCCAUCGACACACAUGGCGGUCACCACUGAACCCAUGGUCUAUCACAUCCAGCCGACUGCCGUGACCAUCCUGAGCCAGAGCGCUCUUGGGCAGUUGGGCUCCGAGGCCAUCAUUGUGACCGAUUACACUGAGGUCGAGCUGGGCGGUGAUGAAGUAGCUGAAGAAUCUCCGGGCAGGUGCAUUGAGAUGCACACCGAGAAUGCCUCUGUGGUGGCGGUCCUCAGCGGCCAAACUGCUGUAAAGGAAGGGGAAAUGAUUACUGUGAAAGAACACGUCGAACUUCCCAAAGACCCGGAGAACAAUAGUGAGGAGGAGAGACGCGUUUGUGAAAAAUCUACACAAUAUGAUGUCAGCGAAAGAGAGACUGGUCCCAGCACCACGGUGGAUGUCCCAAAACAUGACAUUACACAUAAUAAGGAUACAAGCUCGGCUUUAACAAGCAAGGAGCAAGCAGUACCAGUGCGAAGGGGGCGGGGAAGACCGAGGAAGAGCGCGGUGUCACCUGAGGUGGUUCAGAACGGGAGACAAGGGAAACAACUCGUAGCGGAAAAAGCCGCAGAGAAGAAGACAAAUGAAGAUGUUGAAGAAACAACAGACGAAAAUACCAAGACAGCCGAUACCACACACAAUGGUAUGGACACCGAGGUCUCACCUGACAAUUUAAGCCCACCAGGAACCCACAAAGCUGAGACAUCAGGAAAUCCUCGCGCUCGUCACGUGUGUAACACAUGUGGCCGCAAGUUCACCCGCACGUCCGAUGUCCGUCGGCACCAGUUGACUCACACGGGCGAGCGUCCGUUCCGUUGUGCUCACUGUGAGAAGACGUUCCAGCAUUCGUGGGACCUGACUAAGCACUGCCGCAAGUUUCACGGCCAAGCCACGUUCUCUUGCAGCCUCUGUCCGAGCCAGUUCAUCAAUUAUCGGGCCCUGACUGCUCACCACAAGGAGUGCCAUACCUGUGAGCUUCCCCACUACUGCUCCAUCUGCGGCCAGGCCAGUCCCAACGCGGCCGCUCUUGUGCAGCAUCGGAAAACGCAUAGCGCCACUCAGCAGUAUCUUUGCGAACAGUGCGGUGAAGGUUUUGACACUUUAUUGCAGCGCUCAGUCCACAGACAGAGCCACCGAAUGCUCAGGAAGUUUAAAUGCCCGCAGUGUGACAAUACAUACUCGCGGCAGGCCGACGUCAAGCGUCAUCUUUUGAGUCAUACGGGUGAGCGACCGCAUCAGUGCAACCUGUGUGGAAAAAGCUUCACGCUCCGAACCGGCCUCCAAAAACACCAGCUCACUCAUACAAGUGAAAGGCCUUUUCCCUGCCCUCACUGUCCCAAGGCGUUCAACCUGCUCUCUAUCAUGCGUCGACACGAACGCAUGCACACAGGAGAGCGCCCGUUCCUGUGCUCGCAAUGUGGCAAGCGCUUCCUGUCGCUUGGAGAGCUCCUCAAGCAUGACAAGUCGCACACGGACACCAGGCCGCACUUGUGCAGCCAGUGCCAGAAGAGCUUCAAGUCCAAGCGGUCCUUGCGGGAACACAUCCUCAGCCACAGUGGAACGCGCCCGUAUCCCUGCAACUACUGCAACAAGAAGUUCUCUAAGCCUUCCACCUUGAACCGGCACCAUUUGAUGCACACAGGUGAGCGACCCUUUGCAUGCUCGUACUGCGAGAAAACCUUCCUGACAUCAACAGAGUUGGCUUUGCACAAGCGUGGGCACACCGGAGAGCGGCCCUACGUCUGCCCAGAUUGCCCCUGGAAGUUUCGGAGCUCCUCAGAGUUGGCACGUCACAGGCGCACGCACGGCCAGAAGAGGGCAUACCCUUGCAGCUACUGUCACAAAAUAUACACUAGCACAUCUAAAUUGAAAAACCAUAUGCGAAUGCACACAGUGGAGGACAACACAAAGUGCCCUGAAGACAUCAGCCAUACAGUGGAAGUCCGAGAGUCCACGCUGACGGAGGGUGAAGUGGCAGAUACACUUUCGUGACAGACUUGGAUGAAAUGUAAUAAUGUGAACAUAAUUAUAUGAUUAUGGAACAUUGAGUAGACUCCGAGACCUUGUGUACAGCAUUCGCUAUGUAAUGCAGAUUAAACUGAAUAUCUUAUACAAAGUCCAAUCUGGCAAAAAGGCUGUCCACAUGUUCGGUCUAUUUAAGCUCCUAACACUCCUAACUGUUUUUCUUUGGCGCUUUAGUAACUAAACUAUGAGGUGUGUAAGAAUUUACAAUUGGAAAAAAACAACAAUGUUUUCAUGGGUGGUUUGCUACAUUCAGAAAUACAGAAUAUGUCAGGGUUUAUUUUUUUAUUUCUUUUCAUAAGUUCUUUUGCUUGGGCUGUACAGUUCUGAAUAAAGAUAAUUAUGGGUA
Molecule: messenger RNA, 3198 nt
Organism: Clarias gariepinus (North African catfish)
Lineage: Eukaryota; Metazoa; Chordata; Actinopteri; Siluriformes; Clariidae
Product: zinc finger protein 135
Exons: 10
Coding region: 99-2819 (906 amino acids)
Source: RefSeq, a predicted model, not a curated record